Messenger RNA from Carya illinoinensis, 615 nucleotides. RefSeq lists its product as uncharacterized. Lineage: Eukaryota; Viridiplantae; Streptophyta; Magnoliopsida; Fagales; Juglandaceae. Bases 1 to 615 code for a protein of 204 amino acids. The transcript has a single exon. The record is from RefSeq and is a predicted model, not a curated record.
AUGGAAGAAGAGGAACUAUCUCGUCGUUGGGAGAAUUUCUCACUAUCAAAAGAGGAAAAUACAGUAUUUGUGGUUUCUCCUGAUGAAGCUAUGAAGGAAUGCAUGCAUGGAAAACUAUGCAUAGUAGGAGGUGUCUUGACUGAGAAGGGAUUCAACACUGAAGCUUUCAGAAUGACAAUGUCUCAAAUAUGGAGACUUGAGGGAUGGGUGAAGUUCAAGGACUUGGGAGACUUCCGUUUCUUAAUAGAAUUCUGGUUUCUUGUAGAUAAGGAACGUGUCUUGGGUGGUCGUCCAUGGUUCUUCGACAGGAACCUAGUCUUCCUUCAAGAACUAGAAGAAUCUACCCCACUCAAUGCGGUGCAAUUUCAAUUUGAACCUUUCUGGGUCCAACUGCAUGGCCUGACUCUGGCUGUUAUGAAUGCAGACUUUGGGAGCAAGUUUGCUUCAUCGAUUGGUCAUGUGAUCCGUGUGGAAGCUGACUCGGAAGGAAGAGCAUGGGGCAAGUGCCUAAGGGUCCGUGUAGCAGUGGACUUGAACAAACCUCUGCUUCGAGGAAAAUGGUUGCAGCUUGAUAAUCAGAAGCACUGGGUUUACAUGAAGUAUGAGAGAUUAUAG